AAGAUGAAGGGUUUGAUUAUGAGGAAUUUAUUUACUAUUUAAAAAGGGAAAUAAAGGGAUACGACGCAGUGCGAUAUUGCUACUUAAAUGUUGAAAAAUUAAGAGAAGGAUAUGCUAAUUACCUAAGAUUAAAAGAAAUUCAUGAUGAAGAUAGAUGGAAUGGCCAUGGAUUUACCAUUGAGGAAAUUGAACAAUGGAUUAAAAAAGGUCUGUUCCCCAACGAGUAUGAUUUAGCCAAUUAUCUAAAAAACAGAGGAUACAAUCCCGAACAGGAAUUUGAUUUAUCUAAUUUAAACGAUAGUGAUUAUUGUGUUUGGUUGAGGGAUACUAAGAAAGUAAAUGCUGAGUGGGUGAUGUAUAAUAACGAAGAAAACGAAAAGUUAAAAAACUCUUAUUGGAAAUUUGGAUUAUGUGAAGAAUGCCAACAACCUAAAACCGGAGAAUCAUUUUGUCCUUGUUCUUUUCAACUCUGA
Racocetra fulgida is the source of this 473-nucleotide messenger RNA. Lineage: Eukaryota; Fungi; Glomeromycota; Glomeromycetes; Diversisporales; Gigasporaceae. The record is from the annotation of a GenBank genome assembly.